Molecule: messenger RNA, 744 nt
Organism: Miscanthus lutarioriparius
Lineage: Eukaryota; Viridiplantae; Streptophyta; Magnoliopsida; Poales; Poaceae
Source: the annotation of a GenBank genome assembly
AUGUGCGUAUCAAAUGAUAGAGGGUGUGCUGGUAUUGGUACUGCAGUGACUGCAUUUUCAAAACAAGGGAGCAAGAGCAAUGUCAACCCCUGGCACAUGUGGAUCUCAAGCAGUGCAGCUCAAGGCGGUGCUGGUGCAUCUCAAGAGGAUGAUGUUGCUGUUGGUGAUAAAAGGAAACAACAACAAAACAGCAAGCUGAAAUAUGUUGUUUGGAAAGAACUAUAUCUUGCUGCUGCAUCUUACCUUUGCCACUCAAAUUUAAUAGAAAGCGCCUUCUCCAAAAUUGCAGAGAGAAUUGAGUUGGAAGCUUCUGUGAUUUCAAAAGAACAAGAAAGGCACAUUCUUCAUGAAACCUACAAGGAAACCACUAGAUGCAGGAGCAGGAAAGGUCCUGGACAUGGAUACUUGGCAAAGUAUCCGACCCGAAGCCAACUUAUGAAUGAACGAAUUGAAGAGCAAGCUCGUGCAUCUGCAUUAGCAGCAGCAGCCCAACAGAAGAAUAGUGAGAUGCAAGCUGAGGUAGAGAAGUUAAAAGAAAAGCUUACCGUUCAAGCAUUUGAGAGAGGAGAGCGACAAGGAAAAAAUUCAAAGAAUUUGCAACAUCAACUGGAGAGUACAAGUAGCAAGAUAAGAGAAGAACUAAGGCAAGAGUUUUUUUUCACUAAUCAAACAACACAAUCAAGCGCCGCCUCUGAAUGCUGCACCAACCACAAUAGCCCCUCAGCCUGCAGAAAAUAUGGUUAG